AGAGAGGAAGCCACACUUUGUGCUGAACUGCACGAUUAACUGCACUGUCUGAGCUUCAGCUCGUGAGCGCAGACAAUAGGCGCAUUUCCCUGUUUGUGACCACAACAUGAAGCUGGUGAAGUAUGCUUUAAUCCUUCAGCUCAGCUGUCUUUGUCAAGCUUCUCAAAAUGCGUCCACUCCAGCAGCCGUACCCGAUGUCCACGCGAGCACACAAGGAAACAGCACGACACAAACCAUACAAGACUUCAACAGCGACCCUCUGGUUCACAAGCUCAGCGUCAAAUGCAACUGGACGCUCCGGAUGCCGGGAAACAGCAGCGCCGAGGCGGUUCUGCUCAGCGCUCGCUCUGCGCCGCCACUGAUUGCACAGAUCUGCCGGCAGCUCGAGUGCGGAGCCGUCUACGAAGUGAAUGAAACCAGCUCGCAGACCAACUCCAGCUGCUUUACCGGCUGCCAGUAUUCGAACGGCCGCUUGCAGAACUGUUCACGGAGCGAAGGAACGAAUAACUGCACCGUCAUCCAUAAAGUCACCUGUGGACACAGCGCGGUGCGGCUGGCGGGCCGGACGGACCGCUGCGAGGGCCGGGUGGAGCUGUGGAGGAGCGGCCGCUGGGGCACGGUGUGCGACGACCAGUGGGACCUGAGGGACGCUGACGUGGCGUGCGCCCAGCUGGGCUGCGGCUACGCCCUGGACGUGACGGGGCAGGGAGGCGCCGUUCCUGCGGGCAGCGGCCCCAUCCACCUGGACGAGGUCAACUGCACGGGCGAGGAGGAGAACCUGUGGGCCUGUCCGGCGGCGGGCGGCGAGUCUGACUGUGGGCACAAAGAGGACGCGGGCAUCGUGUGUUCAGAGAAGCGGGACGUGCGGCUGAGCGGAGGCCUGGACCGCUGCUCCGGCGUGGUGGAGGUCCACCGAAACGGCAGCUGGGGCACGGUGUGCGACAACUGCUGGAACGGACGCCUCGCCUCCAUCGUGUGCUCCAUGCUGGGCUGUGGCACCAGGCCACAGAAGGUCAGCCAGUUCUCCCCCCCCCUCAAACACAACAGCGGGGCGCUGUAUUUCUAUUUCUGCGAUGGGAAGAGUCAGAGUCAGAGCCUGUGGGACUGCAAGGAGUUUAUUAACAUGCAACACCUCUGCCACGGAUCCAAAGCAUCUGGUGUGAUCUGUGGGGGUUCCCUCGGGUUCCCAAAUAUCAGCACAGACAGUGUCGCAGAAAUGAGCAACUGGACGACGACCCCCGCUUUGACGGUCGUCAGCCCUGCGGAGCCCUUUUCACCGUCUCCAGAGCUUCUCAGCACCAUCGCGCUGGCCGUCCUGCUCUUCGUGUUCAUCAUCACAAACACGGUGCUCUGCUGCCUUUACAGGAGGCGACACGCGUUCCUGUUCCAGCAGAAGCUCUCCGGCCAGCGACAGCCUUCCUCCGACUGCCCCCAGAACAAGUACGAAGGCGCCGUGGACCUGGUGAAGGUCACGACCGGCCCCGUGCGCGACCUCGCAACUCCCUCCAGCUCCCACCCCCGGGGCCUGUGGAACCAGCUCAGCAGUGUCGACAGCACGUCGGUGGACACGGACUACGAGCAGUACGACCCGAGCGCCGACCCGUCGGCUCCGCUCACUACGUUUCGCAAUUCUCAGCGCUACAGAACAGACGUGAACCCUUUGAUGAAGCCUUCGGGUCUCGACAGCCUCUUUGAGGAAGGCCAUGAGUGCACCAAUGGAGCGAUGGGGGCCUUUUCCAGCUGCCCCGGGGACCCCAGCGACCCUCAGUACGCCCGAGUGUCCAAGAUCUCGGUGGACUCGUUUGACAGCUCCAGUACCUCGUCUGGAGAAGACUACGAAAACGUGACGCAUCUGAACAACGGCUACGUCCCGGUCGCUGCCGAUCCAGGACAGUCGGCUGUUGAAAACAACACGUUUGACCGUUCCACACUCGUUGGCGGCAACGAGCAUCAGUUUUUCGCCGGACACACGACGAACCUGGAGAUGUCGAGUGACGAUGACGAUGGACACAUCUACUCCCCAGUGAGCCCCGACUGAGACCCCGCGGACGCUGCGACUCCUCCUGUUCGCUGAGACGCUACACAGCAAAAAGCACAAACACCAGACCUUUAAACACGGGCUGACGCGGGUUUCUAUGGGAUGUUCAGACGUCUGAUACCCACUUGAUUUGUCCCUCUAUUGUUUCAAAUAUUAAUUUUAAAUUAAUUUGAAACUCUUUAGGUUUCUUUGAAUGUAGUGUGAGCUGUAAAUAUGGAGGUUUCUUUUAUAUUGAACUAGUGUUUGCUGAGCGUUUAAAUGUGCUGCUGCUGCUGCUCACCCUGUUUAAGAUCAAACUAUUGAGUCCCAGUGUGAUGUAGAGAAUGCUGACGUGCACUACACGGCCGAGAGCAUGUGAACAGACUAAAUGAGCAUGAGGAAACUGGUCACCUUGAAACUGGAACAGAACAGGUGCCACAGAGUUGGAGGCAGCUACUCUCAAAAGCUUCCAGGAUUAAAAAAACUAAAGCAACCUUUUAACAGCAAUAUCACCCUGUAACAUACAGUCCAGUCUGUAAGGAUUAAGCUAGCUCAUGUUAUUUGCUUUGUUCUAUCACCUUCAGUCAGAAAUUAAAUAAUAAAGUGCUGCUUCUUGCUUUAA
Betta splendens (Siamese fighting fish) is the source of this 2639-nucleotide messenger RNA. RefSeq names its product T-cell differentiation antigen CD6-like. Gene Ontology annotation, cellular component: membrane. The record is from RefSeq and is a predicted model, not a curated record. Lineage: Eukaryota; Metazoa; Chordata; Actinopteri; Anabantiformes; Osphronemidae. Bases 107 to 2038 code for a protein of 643 amino acids. The transcript has 13 exons.